UAAACGUAAAACCCCAAUUUUCCACCCCCUCUGCCUUUCCUUUCCCAUCCCGGCACUCCCAUUAACUCUGAUCACUUUUAUUAACACACACAAAAACACAAUAAAACCCACAAAAACACACCCAACUGUGUGAAAACAAAGAUGGGUGAAGAAUGCACGAGCAUAGAAGAUUACUGCUACUCUGAUUAUGAACAGGACUCAGUUGAUGAGAAUUAUGGUGAUUUGGAGGCUGAGUCUCAGAUGAUCUUGCCUAAACGCCCUUCUACUAAGGUUAUCACAAAAGAGUCCCUUCUGGCAGCACAGAAAGAAGACGUACGUCAAGUGAUGGAAUUGCUAUCCUUAAGAGAACAACAUGCUCGCACUUUGCUUAUUCAUUAUCGCUGGGAUGUAGUAAAGUUGACUGCAAUUCUUGUUGAUAGGGACAGAGAUUAUUUGUUUUCUCAGGCAGGUGUACCUUUGGAUGAGAACCAUGUUGUUGGUUCUCUGGUGUGUUCAUCUACAGUUAUGUGCACUGUUUGCUUGGAAGAUGUGCCUGGAAGAGAGGUAACAAAAAUGGACUGUGGCCACAGCUUUUGCAACGAUUGCUGGACAGGCCAUUUCAUUGUUCAGAUUAAUGACGGGCAGAGUAAGCGUAUAAAGUGCAUGGCUGAAAAAUGCUUUGCCAUUUGCGAUGAAGCUGUCAUCAGACAACUGGUUAGUAAAAGGCACCCUGCUUUGGCUGAGAAAUUCGAGCGAUAUCUUCUCGAGUCAUAUAUUGAGGACAAUAAAAUGGUUAAAUGGUGCCCAAGUGUCCCACAUUGUGGAAAUGCUAUACGCACCGAGGACGAUGAAUUUUGCGAAGUAGAAUGUUCUUGUGGCUUACAAUUCUGCUUCAGUUGCUUAUCCGAAGCCCACUCCCCUUGUUCAUGUUUAAUGUGGGAGCUUUGGAGCAAAAAAUGUCAGUUGGAAUCAGAAACAGUUACUUGGAUUUCUGAUAAUACUAAAGCUUGUCCCAAGUGUCACAAACCUGUGGAGAAAAAUGGUGGCUGCAACCUUGUGCGUUGUGUUUGUGGGCAAUAUUUUUGUUGGUUGUGUGGUGGAGCAACUGGUAGGGAUCAUACUUGGACAACAAUUAGUGGACACAGUUGCGGUCGUUAUAAAGAAGAUAGCAGUAAGAAUUCUGAACGUGCAAAGCGGGACCUCUAUAGAUAUAUGCACUAUCUGAAUCGUUUCAAAGCUCAUAAAGAUUCUUUUAAGAUGGAAUCUGAACUGCGGGAGACCAUCACGGAGAAAAUUGAGGAUUUGGAAAACAAAUAUUCGAAUCUAAGAGAUUUUGAUUGGGUCAGAAAUGGUGUUUCCAGACUAUUUAGAUCAAGGCGUGCUCUUACAUACUCGUACCCCUUUGCAUUUUAUAUGUUUGGGGACUACCUUUUUAAGGACGAGAUGACUCCAAAGGAACGAGAAAGAAAACAGCUUUUAUUUGAAGACCAGCAACAGCAGCUCGAGGGAAAUGUUGAGAGUUUAUCGAAGUUUCUUGAAGAGCCAUUCCACGAGUUUCUUGAAGAACAACUUAUGGACACUAGGAUGCAAAUCCUUAAUCUUUGUGUGAUUACUGACAACUUGUGCAAAAAAAUGUAUGAAUGCAUCGAAUAUGAUUUAUUGGGUUCUCUCAAGUAUCGAACUCAAUGUAUUGCUCCUUACAACUCAGAAGGCAUUGAAAAGGCAGCGGAACUAUGUUGCAAUGCUGAAGCCAGUACAGGACGAUUAACAUAAACUAGAUAAUGAUCAGAGGUGGUAAAGUGGUCUGAACUCUGAACUUGUUGGAUUCUUAGUCCCCCUAAGGAUUCUGGUCCCACGUGACUUGGUUUUGUUAGCUAAACAAGCCAAAUGCUUUUCGUUUUACCCACUCUUAGAUCCUCAAUAGCAUUUACGGAGAAAGUUUAACGGUUUACAACUUACAAUUAUCUAUAUUUCUAAAGCUAAUAUAUCAUAGAAAACUUAUUAUGU
Molecule: messenger RNA, 1986 nt
Organism: Daucus carota subsp. sativus
Lineage: Eukaryota; Viridiplantae; Streptophyta; Magnoliopsida; Apiales; Apiaceae
Product: probable E3 ubiquitin-protein ligase ARI1
Exons: 6
Coding region: 142-1752 (536 amino acids)
Biological process (GO): positive regulation of proteasomal ubiquitin-dependent protein catabolic process; ubiquitin-dependent protein catabolic process; protein polyubiquitination
Cellular component (GO): cytoplasm; ubiquitin ligase complex
Molecular function (GO): ubiquitin protein ligase activity; zinc ion binding; ubiquitin conjugating enzyme binding
Source: RefSeq, a predicted model, not a curated record